Molecule: messenger RNA, 2756 nt
Organism: Platichthys flesus (European flounder)
Lineage: Eukaryota; Metazoa; Chordata; Actinopteri; Pleuronectiformes; Pleuronectidae
Product: cortexin-1-like
Exons: 2
Coding region: 827-1105 (92 amino acids)
Source: RefSeq, a predicted model, not a curated record
AGUUCAGUCCUGAGGCAGGCUGAGUGGGCUGGGGGGGAGCUGUCCGCUGUGCUGCACAUUUGCUGCAGCUGCUGCCGGAUCACCAGCAUCAUCUUCAUCUUCAUCCCCCUGUGUUGGCGAUUACAUGUCCUCACCUGGGACACCGGCUGCUGAAGUCUUCUCAUGAAUGAUUCCCCCCAAAUGAAGAGGUACCUCAGGAGGAAGAUGUGUAACUAGAAGAACUCAGGGCAACAAAACCAAACCAUUAGAGUGAUUCAAAUACAAAAACGUUUUCUGAAGUCAACACAACACGGAUCAUUUACAGCCUGUGAGCACUUUAAAGGAUCUGUCUUCAGCCAUUCAACAGAGAUUUAUACUUUAAUUUGUAAUUUUGAUAAAGGGCCCUGCAGCGCCACUGUUUGAUGACACUUAUAAUAUUACCAAGGAAAUCAAGAACAAUGCAAAUGAUUUGAAGUUGAGGUCACCACCACUGUGUCCAUACUGUUAACAUUAGAAUGAUUGUGUAAGAACGAGUGAAAACCAGAGAGGGUCACACAAACACAAGCCAGUUUGAUCUAAUAAAACCUCACUGAGCAUCUCACCAGAGGGCUCAUUCAUUUACCACUGAUUUGCCCGGUGUUGUUUCUGCUGGAACUAUUGCUUUGCCCUGGGGCUUGUGGGAGAACACUAUUUGCAUUUAGUUCCAUCUGCUGCCAGAUUUCACUAUGUGAUCCUCCUCCUGGGUUUAUAAACACAUGACCCCACAGAGUCAUGCCAGUCCAGACAUCUUCUGACUGCUGCACUAAACGCGCCCAGUGAACAGUUUCUACCGAUCAAAGCGUCCAGAAUGAGCGAAACUAACUACUGGGUAGUGGACUAUGACCUCUCCUCUCCUUCUCCACCUGUAUUCCCCAGGGGCCCGACAGUGCUGCAGCCAGCCAUGGCGGCACACACAGAGCAGGGAACAGCCCUGUGUUUCGUGGGCCUCCUCUUGAUUCUGCUGCUCGUCCUCAUGGUUCGCUGCAUCCGUAUCUUGUUGGACCCCUACGGCAGCAUGCCGGCUGCCUCGUGGACAGACCACAAGGAGGGGCUGGACAGAGGACAGUUUGAUUAUGCAUUGGUGUAAAGAUGGGGGGGGAAGUGAAGAGCUUCUGUUUCCAGCUUUUUAUCUCCUGAAAAAUCAAAGAAUCCUGGAAAUGAAAGUAACGAGAUGCUAUCGUUACAUAUUUGUUAUUUGUUUGGGGUCAUAGAAGCUGCCAGAUGUCAUCUUCAAAACAAUAGAUUGGUUAUAACGAUGGAUGACAGGACCCCCACCCCCGCCAUGAUUUGAAAUAUCCCGGAUAUAAAUGCUGCAAUCAAGAUCAUUUAAAACCAGAGUCUGUGCAGCAGAGAUCGAGAGAUGGAACUCUGACUCAGCCAAUUGCGAGUCAGCUGUCAAUCAUGACGUUUUAUCCCGUUUUUAUAUGAUCAAAUAACUAAUUAAAACAAAACUUACCGAUGUAACACUGCAGCUUUCAGCGGGACAAACACUGCAGGAAGACAAUGAUCAGUACCGUAGCGUUAUGUUGAUCAUGUCGUUUUGUAUUUCUAUAAUGUUUUUACAAAUCCAAGGCCGAAUUAUAAAUAGAGAGCAGAGCUGCGGCCCUCAUUGAAUAGAAAAAGUAAUCUAAUGAGUUUAGAACAGACAAAGAAGUCGUUUGGACAGAACUAGUACACUCUGUAAAUGGAGAUAUACAGUGGAGAGAGUAAACUUUACAUGUUAUAUCUAAAAUGUUUUUAUUUUUGAAAGUAUAGCUGAACCAAAACAUUUAAUAGAUGUCAUACAAGAUUCUCUGAGACAGUAAACCUUCCUCUUGUUUGUUUGGCCAUGCUGGAUAUCGUGUAGCAUUUGUUCUGUCCCUAAGGUGACCCUCAGGUAAAAUCAUGAAACUUUUGUACCUGUGUAUGUCAUGUCAAGUUUACUGUGUAAAAUUUUAUAAUACAGAACAGUUAAUACAGUCAAUUUUAUUUUGGCCGUUGCUGUUUCAUGUCGCCAUCCCUUUAAGAAGCUUAUGAUCCUUAAUGAGGAGGGUCAAGACUCUCGAAUGAAUACGUGUCAUAGGAAGUUAUGAUUAAAAAACGCUUGUACACCAGUUUCCUCCCCCUUGACCCGCUCUUGCCUUUAGACCCUGUCCAGUGCAACAGCCAAAUAUGUUCAACAGUGCCUGUAGGACUAUGAGAAUAUGAACUGUUUCAUAUUGAGAAUAUGUCUGCUCCUUUGUUUUGUAACAUCACUUUUGUGCUUUUAAAGCCCUUUAAAUAUGGCUCUGAGAGGCUCUUUAUAAAGUUAAGUAUCAACAAUACUUUGCUGAUUGUGUAAAAGUUGUUUGAUUCCUCAAUGAUGACCUUAAAAAACUGUUUUAAUGAGAAGAUACUUAACUGUUCCUGGAUGUAAAUGUUUGCUUGUAACAAAGUAAAAUGAUAUUUUCCUAAUGUUUCUUUACAGUGGCAUUUAGCUAUUUUUUUAUGAAAUAAAAGCUUUUGUCUGGUGAUGCUUUUACAAAGUCUAAUUACUUUACAGAUCUACACACACACACACACACACACACACAUAUUCAGAAAUGAACUGAUUAGAUUGUACACAAGUUGGACUUUACUUUGAAAAAAACUUUCAAAUGGUUGGUAUUCUGUAUGUAGGUAGUCAGAGAGGUCCUGAACACAGGCAUAUCAGUCUCACUCUGAACUUAUUGAGCAUAAUGUUUUUACAGUACUUUGAAGUAUCCAGAAAUUACCUACUU